This is a messenger RNA of Pocillopora verrucosa, 2041 nucleotides long. RefSeq names its product leucine-rich repeat-containing protein 23. The record is from RefSeq and is a predicted model, not a curated record. Gene Ontology annotation, molecular function: protein binding. Lineage: Eukaryota; Metazoa; Cnidaria; Anthozoa; Scleractinia; Pocilloporidae.
CGUUGCUAAGUAACAUAGUAAAGUCAAAAGCUAGUGAGCAAAAUGUCGGAUUUCGAAGACGAGGAGGGAGUCGAUGAACCAGUAUUAGAUGACGAAAACGAGGAGGAAGGAACCGAAGAGGAGGAGAAACCUCCAGAGAAUCCCCUCACUGAGGAAAUGUUAGCCGACAGCCUUUCUUUGAUGUGCAAAACUGGAGACGGAUUGGCACAUGCCUAUGUAAGACUUGACGUCCACGAAAAGGAGCUGACAGAUAUUAGUAUACUCAACUGCUUUAUUCAUUUGAGAUAUGUGGAUGUCAGUGGAAAUCAGUUGAUGGAUAUUUCUUCACUUAACUCAUUAACUCACCUACUUACACUGAAGGCAGACAGGAAUGCCUUGCACUCAGCCAAACUUGAUGAGUUACCAUAUCUACAAAUUGCAAGUUUUGCCAACAAUAAAAUUAUGGAUACAGAGGGUAUCAAUCAUCCCUUGUUAGAACAAUUAAACUUAUCAUUCAAUGAGAUAGUAGAAGUAACAGGCUUUGAUCCAGUCAAGUUGGACAGACUAAGGGUAAUGGAACUACGAGGAAAUAAACUCAUGACCACUGUGGGACUUUCUAGUCUUCCUAACCUAAAGGAGUUAUACUUGGCUGCAAACACCAUAAGAACUCUUGAGGGGCUGGACAGGUUGGAACAUCUUGCAAGUUUACAUCUGCGUGACAACCAGAUUGAGAAGUUGGAUGGUUUUUCAGAAAACAUGAAAAACCUUCAGUACCUUAACUUGAGGGGUAAUAAUGUCACUGACAUGAAGGAAAUUGCCAAACUCAAAUGUUUACCACUGUUGAGGGCAUUACUUUUAAUGGAAUGCCCGGUGUCAGAUGAGGAUGAUUAUCGCAUAGAAGUGCUGAUCAGUCUACGGAGACUGGAAAGGCUGGACAAAGAUGAGUACACAGAUGAUGAGAGACAAGAGGCAGAAGAGAUUUAUGAACAAAGAAGACAAGAAGAAGCAUUAGCAGCUGGGACCCAAGAAGUUAUACACACAGAUGAUGAUGACUAACAGAAUAGUAAUAAGACUGUUGUGUAAUUAAUACACUUUUUAUGAACCAGUGACCAAGUACAUUAAGUGUGAAUUUGUGAUUUGUUUUGUGGUAUUGCAAUCUAACUAGUCUCAGACACAUUGUAAAUAAAAAUCUGCAAGAUGACUUGGUGUAAAAAGAUCACAAUUCCAUAUUAUUUAUUUAAUAACUUUCAGAAAGGGAUUAUUGUUGCUUUGACUUUUUCCCUUCCGAGACUCAUUUAUAUUAAGUAUCAUUUUCUUCUAAUGUUAGAUAUAUGACAUCAUUGCAAAUUCAACUAAUACAGCCGUUGUACUGUCUGCUCAUUAAGGUCUUAACAUAACUUACAAAAAUAGUAUUGUAAAUAAUUUUUUAAGAAAUUUGUUAUGAUUUUGAUCUCUCUGUCCAUAUACUUCAGAGCACUUGUAACAUGUAAAGUCAUCUUUAAGGUUUUUAUUCUAUUGAAAACAGUGCUUAUUUUGUUCUACUCUUUUAAAACAUCAAGUACAUUUCUGUAAUGGCACAAUUUAUACUCAGUUCAAAAUUCAGUGGAAUCUACUCUUAUUUUUCAGUGAUGAACAAUACAAGGUAUUUUUGAAUAAUCUAUACCUUCUGUUGUCAUUGUAUUGUGAGAAGCCAUUAAUUCAACAUGAACAAUGCAUAAAUAAUUAAGUUGUCAUGGUCACAGUGACCAGUGCUGCUUCUGAUUGAAAUCCCACAAAAUUCACAGAAAGGAAGAUGACAGUGACUGAAAGAGCAACUGUAGUACUUGUCAUAGUCUUGCUUUGCUUUUUUUCCUGUUAUUCCACACCACACCCACUCUGUCAUGAAUGAUUAUGUAAACGCCAACAAAUCCAAAAUGGAGAUAGUUAAUGACAUUAGUGUGUUUGUCAUAUUCAGCAUGGUUGACAAAGGCAUACAACAGGUUGCAUCUCUGUUUUUUGUAAAAAUCACUUCUUCUUUAAUCAAUAAUUUAAUAAUACCUAAUAACAACAUAUCUAUUCAUGA